This is a messenger RNA of Bufo gargarizans (Asiatic toad), 3294 nucleotides long. It is a transcript of the gene NECTIN1, whose product is annotated as nectin cell adhesion molecule 1. The coding region runs from base 464 to 2020 and encodes 518 amino acids. The record is from RefSeq and is a predicted model, not a curated record. The transcript has 6 exons. Gene Ontology annotation, biological process: homophilic cell-cell adhesion; heterophilic cell-cell adhesion; protein localization to cell junction. Gene Ontology annotation, cellular component: adherens junction. NCBI's taxonomy places the organism in Eukaryota, Metazoa, Chordata, Amphibia, Anura, Bufonidae.
GGAGAGAGAACUGCAAGAGUCACACAGGGGAAGGCAGGCAGGCAGGAGCAGGGGCUCAGACACAAAGUGUAAAGUGUCCAAGGAUCCUGCACAAGGCACUGCUGGACUGGAGAGACAUCACCGCACAACCAAGUCCUCCAAGGCUCACCACUCAUGGACCCUGAGACAGCAUGACCACAAAAAGCUGAAAAAAUAUAACAUUUGUUUCCGAGAGAAAGCUCUUGGGGAAGCAGGGAAAAUUGCUGUGUAUGGUAACUGUCUCCCUGGGGUGGAGAAGAAGGGGGAUGUGUGGAUGCCUUCUCCCUUGUCCUACUAGUUAGCAAAAACACCCCCCAAAAAAAGAAGGAUUUUGCACAUGCAAAGGAAAUUUUGCCAUUCUGCAUUGCUGUUACAUGUCCCUGGAAGAGGAUAAGAGGGUGGAGAGUGUCUCUUAAGUUGCUCCUGCUUUAGAUACUUGGAUUUGAUGCUUAUCCGGUGGAUUAUGGCUCCAGGUCGGGAAGGAUCCUGCUGCUGUUGCUGCUUGUGGUGGCCCCUGACCAUCAGCAUCUUCAUAGCUUCAGUCUUCCAAGGAGCACAUUCUCAAAUGGUACUGGUAAAUGACACAGUAUCGGGAUAUGUUGGCACAGAUGUUAUACUUCAUUGUAGCUUCAUCAAUCCUCUACCCAAUGUAAAGAUCACUCAGGUCACAUGGCAAAAAUCAACAAAUGGAACAAAACAAAAUGUGGCCAUUUACAACCCUAACAUGGGCCGCUCUGUCCUCCCUCCAUACAAAGAACGUGUGGAUUUCCAGAACCCCACCGUCCUUGACGGGACCAUCCACAUCAAGCGUCUACAGCUGGAAGAUGAGGGGGCAUACAUCUGCGAAUUUGCAACUUUUCCCACAGGAAACCGGGAGAGUCAGCUGAACCUCACUGUACUUGCCAGACCCACCAAUACAAUGGAAGAAACUUCAAUACAGCUGGUUGCAAAUUCAAGGUCGAAGCAGAAGAUGGUGGUCGCCACUUGCAUGUCAGCCAAUGGAAAACCGCCAAGCACCAUAACAUGGGAAACCCAGUUAAAAGGAGAGGCGGAGUAUCAGGAAACUAAGAACGACAAUGGCACGGUGACCGUCAUCAGUCGCUACAGGCUCGUGCCAACUCGAGAGGCUCACAGACAAUCCCUUACGUGUGUCAUAAAUUACCAAACGGAAAGAUUCACAAAGAACACCACUCUAAGCGUCCAUUAUGAGCCCCUAGUCUCAAUUGAAGGUUUUGAUGGUAACUGGUAUGUGAAGCGUCCUGAAGUAAAGCUGACAUGCAGAGCAGAUGCCAAUCCACCUGCCCACUCGUACACAUGGCGAAUGGCUAAUGGGACUCUCCCGGACAGUGCGGAUGUGAAAAAUAAUACCAUAUUCUUCCGGGGCCCGGUAACUUACAGCAUCUCUGGGACCUAUAUCUGUGAGGCCACAAACGCCAUUGGAAGUCAGACCGGUCAAGUGGAGGUUAAUAUUACAGAAUUCCCUUUCACCCCGACUCCUACAGGACAGACGUUCAAGAGCGACUCCUCCAUGUUCAGCGCGGCAAUCAUUGGAGGGGCCGUAGGCGGAGCAGUUCUAGUGCUAGCUGUUUCGGUUAUCUUGUUUGUGCUGCUUCGAAGAAGACAUCACACCUUCAAGGGGGACUACAACACCAAAAAGCACGUCUACGGAAACGGCUACAGCAAGGCUGGUGUGGCCCAGCACCCACCGAUGGCUCAAAGUUUGCAAUACCCUGAGGAUUCUGACGACGAAAAGAAACCAGGCCCGGUAGGAAGCGUUAGCUACGAAGAGGAGGAAGAUGAUGAAGGCAUAGUUGGGCGCAAAAUGAGCACAAAGUAUGAUGAUGAAUCAAAGCGCCCGUACUUCACAGUGGAAGAGGGGGAUCGCUGCGGUUAUGGUGAGGACAGAACUCUAGGGUUCCAAUAUGAGCCAGAAGAUCUUCCCGAUAACCUUGUGCCCCAGAAUGAUGGUUCCUUCAUCUCAAAGAAGGAGUGGUACGUGUGAGAGUGAUGUACAGAAUAAACUGACCUAUGUGGCUGGACACAUGCACAUGCCCUGGCCCUUGAGAUGGGGAACGUGUUUAAGGUUGUCAGGAGCAAUGAUUACGUGAUCAGAGCAUUGUCUUGUUUCUUGAUAUCUAAAGUAUUUUUUUUUUUAUGCCUCACAACUGCUGGGUCUUUGCGGCCUAAAAAAAAACAAAAAAAAAAACAGACCCCCCCUUCCAUUCCUCCUAACCGCUAUACAUUCAGCCUCACGUAACGUUGUCAUGAGGUGACGUAAACCUUACAAACAGGGUCACGGUCUCAUCGUGUUUCAGUUCCUUUCCAUAAGGUUGACACGCAACGCAUGCUUUUUCUUUACACAGUAGAUGUUGUGCGAAACGCUCAACUACUUGAUAUUGCCCUCAAUAAGGCUUGCCAUGGCUUCAUUCCGAUGCACAGAUCAUACUACUGAAAAGGCCAGAAGAGUCCUAACAUCAAAAACACAUGCAUAUGGUUCAGUAACCCCCCAAAAAACUAUCCCGAUUGUAUGUAUAUAUCAAAUAUGCAACCUUCCGGUCCCUCCUGGAAGCGGAUACAUCGCCAUCUCAUGUUGCGAGUCCAUCACAUCCUGCCAUUCCUUGCUGUAAACACUGGAAUCUACUGCUGGGUUCUUUGUAGAGUUUUUUUAUUUUUUUUGUUGGAUAGUUUUAUUAUUUCUUUGUCUACUGUUGGGAGUUUUUUAUUUUACUUUAUUCUAGGUACGGGCUGCUGGGCCGCCACAGGUACAAUCCUCUUUUAAGGGGUGAUCAUAUGUAAGAAGUAAUGGGUGGUCUCGGAGGCUUGUGAGAAUUUUGUGUUGUCUUCAUUUCUGGCUGAACAGAUCACAGUGGACAUUUCUGACAAAAACUCAACAUGGAACCUUGUCAUUGCACCCGUCCUCCAAGCGUCCAGUUCCACCCAAAAUGACAUCACGUUGACAACUGCCAAAUUGGUCGACACAAUUGUAUACUUAAGUAAACUGCUGCUCCAGGGGUAACUAAAGAAUGACUGAAUAUUCAGAAGGUGAACAUAUAUUUUUUUUGUAUUCGAGAUAAGUAAUGCAAUUGUGUAAUGUAAUGCAGUGUGGGUCUACGUGUGUUGGCGGUACUUUGUAGAAGGUAAUGGAUGCGACGUCACGUGGGUGUGCCUCCAACCUACUUCUUUUUCCAGUCCAUACAACAGAAAUGCAACAUUUUGGUAUUGUUAACGAUCACAUUGUGGAUUGCCAAUAAUUCAUAAAAACAUUAUUACAGUCUG